Cariama cristata (Red-legged seriema) is the source of this 1162-nucleotide messenger RNA. It is a transcript of the gene FBXO15, whose product is annotated as F-box protein 15. Gene Ontology annotation, molecular function: protein binding. The transcript has 8 exons. The annotation marks the transcript as partial. The record is from RefSeq and is a predicted model, not a curated record. NCBI's taxonomy places the organism in Eukaryota, Metazoa, Chordata, Aves, Cariamiformes, Cariamidae.
AAAUAGGUCAAGGAGCUUUGCUGCCAGGCCUGGGGAACGUUCUGAAACUAUACAUGCUGGAAUUAAAAGUCUGUAUUUGGCACCUUCUGUAAAACCAAAACCUAAUUUGAGCAUUGAGAGCCUGCCAUCAGAAAUGCUGGUGAAGAUAUUUUCCUAUUUGGAUGCUGUGUCCCUGUUGUCUGUUGGUUGUGUGAAUAAGCACUUCUAUCAACUGGCGAAUGACAAUGGAAUCUGGCUGAAAAUCUAUUCCAGUUGUUUUCAACCAAAAAAGACGAUUUGGAAAAUGAAGUCUGAGCAAACAGAAACUAUUUCCUUGGGCUGUGCUGCUCUACAUGAUAGAAAGCCUGGGUACUGGAAGAAAGAAUACAUCUUCAAACAAAUAGCUGCUGUCAAAACUAGAGUAACGCGACUUGUUAAACCUGUAGAUCCUUAUACAGGUCUUCCAUGUAAAAUCAAAGAAACUAUGAAAGCCUCUGGCUUGAGUUGGAUAAUUGUUCUAAAGGACAAAAAUGGAAAGGAACGUGUAAUGGAGAAGGCAAACUUGUCAUUUAAGGACACAUCUCUUACUAUACUUUGGUAUAGUACCAAUUGGCCAUGCUUAGACAUCCUGUCAACCCUAAAACUAUUCGGAGUUAUACCAUUGCUUCCUGACCAAAGCAGAGCUCCCAGCAAGAAUGGACCUCGUCGACGUUCCUUAAUUGCUGAAUACCAUCUUGCUAACCUGACUGAAAGUAGUGUAGCAGUUGGUGCUGAUAAACUUGUCCAGAUCUUCAGUUUGAAUCCAGGACUUAUAGUAGGACUUUGGAAGGAGAAAAAUGAAAUUGCUUUUGUUAUGGCAAGUCUUCAUUAUCAUCAACUUCUUGAGAGAAGCACUUUGGGCUCUGCUACUGUUCAAUAUGCCCUUCCACCUCAUAAACCUGUAUUAGAUGAUAUUGACCCAGAAUAUGGACUGCAUAACUACGAUCUACAUCUUGAUAUGCACGGUGGAAGCUGCACCUACCUGUGUGGAACUUUCAAGAGCCUCUUCUGCAGAAAAGGUGACAUUGCAAAUGGAUAUUUGAAGCUCACAGUUGUAAACUUAAAGGAUAGUACGAAGCACUUGCCUCUUACUGGGACACUUGGCUUAUCCUGGGAAACAGAUGUGUUUAAAGGCAACGUAAAG